Messenger RNA from Penicillium paradoxum, 1059 nucleotides. RefSeq lists its product as uncharacterized. NCBI's taxonomy places the organism in Eukaryota, Fungi, Ascomycota, Eurotiomycetes, Eurotiales, Aspergillaceae. The transcript has 2 exons. Bases 1 to 1059 code for a protein of 352 amino acids. The record is from RefSeq and is a predicted model, not a curated record.
AUGCAAAUCAAGCUUCUAGCCUCACUGCCUCAAGGCCAACCUGGUGUUUUACAUCACUGUACCGAAACUCUUGUAGCCUUUGAAUACACCCGCAGUCAUGUACCGAAGCCACACACGCUCGUGUUUGUGGGCGGCCUGGGCGACAGCCUCGGCUCAGUUGACUAUCUGAACGACGUAGUCCGUGCCCUAGAUCCAUCCCAAUGGAGCGUGUUCUCAUUAAUCCUGUCCUGCGCCGGCGGCGGCUGGGGCAUGGGCCGACUAGGCAAGGACAUUGACGAACUGUCACAGUGUGUCUCGUACAUCCGCAAGUACAAGGAGCCACAAUUUGGCGCCGGAAAGGUGGUAAUCAUGGGUCAUUCUACGGGCAGUCAGGACGUGAUGCACUACAUCAAUUGUCCCAACCCGCGGCCGGCACAUCCGGUCUUCGACCGCAAUUGGAAGCCCAUCGUGCGGGUACCUGUUGAUGGGGCGAUUAUGCAAGCACCUGUCUCCGAUCGCGAGGGCAUUCUGUGGGUUGUCAAGUGCGGUACUGCGCGUGAUAGCCCUGCCAAGAUGCGCGCGUUAUACAAUAAGGCUGUUGCGGAUGCGCGACGUGCAACCUAUGAGGAUCACGAUCUCGUUGAUACUGUUGUGCCGUUAUCGGUGACAUCGCGAAUUGGAUAUCCGCCCUCUGCACCGGUUAGCAGUCGGCGGUUCUUGAGUCUGGUCAGUCCAGACAGUCCGGAGAAUCCGUCUGAGGAUGAUCUGUUUAGUUCCGAUUUGAGCGAUGAACAGUUCCGCGGGACUUUCGGGAAGAUUCGAGAGAGGGGCUUACUCAAUCAGAAGAUGCUUGUGCUCUACUCUGGAAGGGAUCAGUCGGUCCCGCCGUGGGUUAAUAAGGAGGCUCUCUUGAAGAGAUGGCAAACCGCUGCUGAUGGGAGUGGGCGGCAGAUCUGGGAUUCCAGAAGUAUGGUCAUUCCUAAUGCAUCGCAUGCACUGAGCGACAGUGAUCAAGCGGAGCCACGCCGGAUUUUGGUGGAAAGGGUGACGGCUUAUUUAGCUGAUAUUGAGCGGGGGUAG